Molecule: messenger RNA, 1868 nt
Organism: Cloeon dipterum
Lineage: Eukaryota; Metazoa; Arthropoda; Insecta; Ephemeroptera; Baetidae
Gene: Sfxn1-3
Product: Sideroflexin-1-3
Exons: 8
Coding region: 164-1123 (319 amino acids)
Biological process (GO): monoatomic ion transport; serine import into mitochondrion
Cellular component (GO): mitochondrial inner membrane
Molecular function (GO): monoatomic ion transmembrane transporter activity
Source: RefSeq, a predicted model, not a curated record
CCACGCCCCCACUGGCCGCAGCAGUAGUGGUUGUCCUGCUAGCAAAAAAACAUCACUUGAAGAUUUUCAUCUCGGUCGUCCAGAUCGGCUCUAGUGAAGGGACCAAAGAGCAACCAAGUGAAAUCUCAGCUACGUAAAAUUGGCAGUUGUCUAAAUUUGGAAAAUGUCGACGAUUAAGGUGAAUCUGGACGAGCCGCGAUGGGACCAGAGCUCUUAUUCCGGCCGCGCCAAGCACUUCUUUUCAACCACCAAUCCCUUAAACCUGCUCUGCUCGUCUGCUGAUCUUGACGAGGCCAAGGAACUCGUCACCAAGUACAAACAGGGGAUCGAAAUUCCUGGACUGACUGAAGAGAAGAUCUGGCGCGCGAAGCAAUUGUACGACUCGGCAUUCCACCCAGACACAGGGGAAAAGAUGAUGCUGAUCGGUCGGAUGUCAGCCCAAGUGCCGAUGAACAUGACAAUUACAGGCUGCAUGAUGACUUUUUACAAGACCACACCAGCGGUGGUCUUCUGGCAGUGGAUUAACCAGAGCUUCAAUGCUGUUGUCAAUUACACAAACCGUAGCGGUGACUCGCCUAUCACUGUAAAGCAACUUGGGACCUCUUAUGUUUUGGCCACAGGAGGUGCGCUUGUGACCGCUCUGGGACUGAACAGUCUGGUCAAAACUGCCCCUCCGUUGAUCGGUCGUUUUGUGCCGUUCGCUGCUGUUGCCGCAGCCAACUGUGUCAAUAUCCCAAUGAUGAGAAUGAAGGAAAUUCAAGAAGGUGUCCCUGUUGUUGACGCUAAUGGCAAUAAACUUGGCGAAUCGAAAACGGCAGCAAAAACUGGAAUUGUCGCUGUUGUACUUAGCAGAAUCGGAAUGGCAUCCCCUGGAAUGGUGAUACCGCCAUUGGUGAUGAAUACUUUGGAGCGGAAGAAGGUUUUAGCAAGAAUUCCCUGGGCGAACGCUCCUCUGCAGGUGCUCCUGUGCGGCUUCUGCUUGACCUUUGCCACGCCUAUGUGCUGCGCUCUUUUCCCCCAAAAGGCAUCAAUCGCUGUCGCUGACCUCGAGCCAGAACUUAAGGCUAAAAUCGAAGCAAUGCCGGACGCACCAACUGUUGUCUACUACAACAAGGGUCUGUAAGCUUGCAGGACACAGUUGGACGGUGACAAUAAAUCCCUAUAGCCCCGUUUAAUAUUUAGAUGGCCAUAUAGAUGGGUAUGUAAUUGUAGUUGUUCUUACGCAAAGGAAAUGUGUACGACGGGACGUGUGUGCAACUUUCAAAGCCGUUCGUGCUGCGAUCAACUGAUUAAUUUUAAGCUCGCCCUGUAAUAUUGCAGGGUUCCCCGUGGGUUGUUAAUUUUACAAUCAAGAUGCAAUUUUAUUUUUCAACCUCUUUUUAGUCAAUUACAAGGCCACACAAAACUAUCGAAAUGAACUGCCGUUCAAUAACAAUAAGUGCAAUAAUGUGAUGUCUACUAAACAAACCCUUUUUGUUCCUAAUAGACAAUGUCAAUUUUUAUUGUUCAGUUGAACCUCAACAUGCACAGCAGUAAUACACAUUUAUAUUUUACACGUUUAUGGCUUUCAGUUUAAUCGUAUUUUUAUGAAGGUACUUUUGUGCAUUCCACUGCAAGUGAACAUAAAAAAUAAAUGGUACUUUUGUUAAAUUAGUAGCGGGAUGUGCCAGAUGCUGUUAAAAUGUAUAUCAUUAUCAACGCAUAUUUAUGCAGAGCGACUAGACGACUAAGUGUUCCUGCUGUCAAGUCUUGCGCACUUGAAGUAGACACUCUAAAGUUUUACCUCUGAUCAAUGUUUUACGCAGAAAUCAUGCUGUUAGGCUCAACUCUCCAAAGACAAUAAAACUCACGAUUGUUGUUGACCAAAA